GUGUGAAACAAAUUAAAUUACCUUUAGAGAUAGAACUGUUUUUUUUCAGUAAAAUUAAAUGGACUGUUAAAAACAUAAAAAAAUCAACCGUUGAGCAUAUUUUUUCCAUUAUAAAAAUGGUUGAAGUUGAGUACAAACUUCAUCAACAAAGUUCUUCAAAAAAUAAUUUUUUUUUUAAAAAAAAAGAGGAAAAUUUUUGAUCGACAAAGCACAAAGAAUGGCCACUUUAAUUGCUCCCAAGUAUUUCUCUCCUGUUGAAGAUGCAGAAAAUAUCAAGAAGGCUUGUCUAGGUUUGGGGACAGAUGAGAAGGCCAUAAUAUCCAUUUUAGGCCACAGAAAUGCAACUCAAAGGAAGCUUAUAAGGUUGGCUUAUGAAGAAAUCUACAAUGAGGAUCUCAUUCACCAACUCAACUCUGAACUUUCUGGGGACUUUGAGAGAGCUAUAUGCCACUGGACACUUGAUCCGGCUGAUCGAGACGCCGUUUUAGCAAACAAUGCAUUGAAAGCAUCGACACCCGAUUACCGUGUUAUCAUCGAAAUAGCAUGUGUUCGGUCUGCUGAAGAUCUUUUAGCAGUAAAACGAGCUUAUCGGUUUCGAUUCAAACAUUCUCUCGAAGAAGAUGUAGCCUUUUGCACAACAGGAGAUAUCAGAAAACUUCUUGUGGCAGUGGUGAGUGCUUAUAGAUAUGAAGGCAAUGAGAUUGAUGAAAGUAUUGCAGAAUUAGAAGCAAACAUUGUUCAUAAUGAAAUCAAAGGCAAAGCUUUUAAGAAUGAAGAUAUUAUUAGAAUUCUUAGCACAAGAAGUAAGCCACAGCUUAAUGCAAUUUUCAAUCGCUAUAGAGAUAUCCAUGCCACAUCCAUCACCAAGGGUUUGAUAGGUCACCCAACUGACGAAUAUCUUGCUGCAUUAAGAACUGUUAUAAGAUGCAUUAGAGAUCCAAAAAAGUAUUAUGCAAAGGUUUUGCGAAACACGAUGAACACGGUCGGGAUCGACGGAGAUGCUCUUAGUAGAGUGAUAGUGACAAGAGCAGAAAAAGAUUUGAAGGAGAUUAUGGAACUGUAUUUGAAGAGAAACAAUACAUCUCUUGAGGAAGCUGUGAGUAGAGAAAUAGGAGGAGACUACAAAGCCUUUCUUCUAGCACUCUUGGGCAGUGAUGAACAUUUGAACCUUAUGGAUUAAGUCCCAAAAUUAUUAUUAUUAUUAUUUUCCCAUAUACUUUUUAGAAUAAGUUUUAUUAAACAACAUAGGGUUUUGGAUGGUGAUUCUAUGGUUCUAUAGGAAAUUCCUAAACAUUUCCUUUUCCAUUUAUUUUCUUUUGUGAUAUUCCUAGUUUCUAUCUUUUAGAUGGAUUCUAGUCAUAGGUUUGC
Molecule: messenger RNA, 1368 nt
Organism: Benincasa hispida (wax gourd)
Lineage: Eukaryota; Viridiplantae; Streptophyta; Magnoliopsida; Cucurbitales; Cucurbitaceae
Product: annexin D8
Biological process (GO): response to cold; response to water deprivation; response to salt stress
Cellular component (GO): plasma membrane; cytoplasm
Molecular function (GO): calcium-dependent phospholipid binding; calcium ion binding; phosphatidylserine binding
Source: RefSeq, a predicted model, not a curated record